This is a messenger RNA of Dicentrarchus labrax (European seabass), 1827 nucleotides long. RefSeq names its product biogenesis of lysosomal organelles complex-1, subunit 4, cappuccino (gene bloc1s4). Lineage: Eukaryota; Metazoa; Chordata; Actinopteri; Moronidae. Gene Ontology annotation, cellular component: BLOC-1 complex. The transcript has 6 exons. Bases 139 to 840 code for a protein of 233 amino acids. The record is from RefSeq and is a predicted model, not a curated record.
AAAGUAAAAGUUCCCAACGCUUCAUAGUGCGCCACGCUGUUUUGACCCUCGUGAGUUACCAUCGGCUGCACAACACACGUGAUCCAGUCAGUUGACAGGGGCAAAACACGGCAGUAAUCAGACAGAAAGACAGGCGACAUGGACCAUCAUCGAGUGGACAGGGUGGGUCUUCUGUCCCCCCUGGAGGAGUCCAGCGCUGAGAUAAGCAGAGACAGCGGCAUUGUUUCCCAAAGUGCGAGCAGUUUGUCCAUGGUGAGCGAGAUCCUCAGCAGCGGCACCGUGUCGCAGAGCCCCAGCUUUGGCGCAGCGGCUAACGUUAUCUCUCGAAGCCCGAGCCUCAACGAAGCGGCGGAGCCCGGGACAGCCGACCAGCACUACCCCGAGCUGGACGACGACGUCCUGAGACACACCGCCCUCAGCUACUCCUCCUACAUCAGGGCGACCGCUGGAGAAGAGAUCCUGUGUUUGGAGAAGAACUUGGAAGAAAUGCUGACAAGAGUAGAUGAGUUUGUUGGAAUGCUGGAUAUGAUCCGUAAUGAUACUUCCCAGAUCGUGAAUGAAAACCUACCUCAAAUCCAGCAGAAGUCUGAUGAAAUGAGACAAAUAUACAGAAGAAUUGAUAAGUUAGAGGAGAAACUGAGAGAUGUUAUGAACAACGUAACCAGCUUAAUAUCUCCACUUCCAAAAAUGGAAGUAAAUGCAGGCCUUUGUAAAGAUGGUGGGAGCCAACGUCAACGCGAUGGAGGAGCAGGUCACGCAGGCAGAGGGAGAACUAGGGACACUACCGGGUGCUUUCAAGAAGAUCCUUCGCACAAUGAGUGUCCCAGGCUUCUUAAAUAAACCAGCCAGCCCCAGAAGACCAGCACCACAUCAGCAUCAAGAGAUCCCCAGCGUGUUCCGGACAGAUGAUUAUUUCACAUCACAGCCAGAGCAGUGACACACUAGAACAUUUAACACAUAACUUGGUUCUAACCUCAGAGGCCUGUUUGGUGAAACUGUAAAGACAACUAUUACUGCCAUCCAUUGCAGGAGGAUCUAUUGGUGCAGUGGCCUCAACAAAGCAAUAGUAGCCUUUCUGAACAAGUCCCUGGAAGUCAAGUGCGUGAAGAGUGUCAUUUUCCUGGAAGCAACAAGCACUGAACUGUAGCAAAAUGAUUUUAAAAGUGCCUAAAUGGGUCUUAUUUCUGUCAGUCUUGUACUUUUCACUAUUUGUGAAGAAAACAAUGUCAGAUGUUGGAUUUUUGACAGGUCAGGAGGACAAAGUCACCCCAGUUGCCAAUAGGACACUGUAAAGAAGGUACAAUAGUAGGAGCUGUAAAGAUCUUAAUGUAUUACAUGAAGAAUUAACCCAGCUUUUUUUAUAAAUUACAUUCCUGUUACUGGUGUUUGUAAAGACCUGCACGCUGUUAGGAAUUCAUCUGUAUUUCUUAUGUUUCAUCACUCUCUCCAAGCAAUAUUGUGAUAUCAAUAUCUCAUCCAGUUAAGCAUUUAAUGUCUUCCAUUUCAAAACAUUUACUUAAUUUUAUUGCCUCACUGAUAUGGGGCUACAUCUUUGAGGGCACCUUUUCAAUAAAAGCACACUAUAGAUGAAUUGUGUUCAUUUCUCAAGUCAGACUAUCUGAUGAAUCAGCAUUUUGACCAUGGAUGGAGCUGUGAUUGAACAAUAACUGGAGGAACCUUACGCAUCCAACGAGGCUUUACACAGCACACCGCUAUGAUUCAUUAUUUAAUUAUUUGCCAAAAUAGUUAGAAAUAAACAUGUUUUUAUUUACAGGUUGGUUUUGCUUUACGUUUUUUAAAUUUUCAUUAAAGAUUCAUUUGAGACAA